Messenger RNA from Postia placenta MAD-698-R-SB12, 306 nucleotides. RefSeq lists its product as hypothetical. The annotation marks the transcript as partial. The record is from RefSeq and is a predicted model, not a curated record. The transcript has 3 exons. NCBI's taxonomy places the organism in Eukaryota, Fungi, Basidiomycota, Agaricomycetes, Polyporales, Adustoporiaceae.
GCUCAGGCUCUGGCGCAGGGUCUGGAGGGAGAUCUCCUCGUACUUGAUCGGCGACAGUUCAGGGCUGUCUGGGAGGUAGACGUUGAUGAGGUCCUGAGAGUCGAAUGCGUGGACUUGGCCUUGGCAGGCAGCCACGUUGGAUGGGGGGAGGAAGGGGAGGGACAAGAGGUCGAAACUGAGGUCCCUAGGGCAGCAGAGGCCGGCUUAUAUACAUGGGGAGAUAAGGGCAGGCUGUGCGCACUGGUCCGUGUGCAGCUGGUCCGUGCGCAGCAUGCUGACGCGGCCCCAGGGGCCGGUGAGUCAGAG